AAAACAAAAAAAAAUUCGUACAACAAUAAUGUUGUUUCUAUAACCUACGAAUCAGAAAUUUUCUAGGGUUUUCCUCCAAUUCGAUUUGAAUGAACAAUUCUUACUUCGUUCACAAAUUCCGUCACUCUUCUAAACCAUACUACGCGAUGGAAGAUGAAGAAGAAGGAGAAGAAGAAUCACCGACGGAGCUAAACACGAUCAACGGUUUAAGCAAUUUUGUAAUCAUCUCUCCCGAUAAGCUUUCUCUCAAAUACACUGGCGUCGCCCAACACGGUCACGACGUCGGCGUUGUUCAGUCUAAUAAGCCUGCUCCGUGUAAGCGUCUCGCUUACUACUUCGAGAUUUUUGUCAAAGAUGCUGGUGUUAAAGGACGUGUCGCCAUUGGUUUCACUACCGAUAGCUUCAGAAUCGCGAGACAGCCUGGAUGGGAAGUCAACACUUGUGGCUAUCAUGGUGAGGAUGGACUUAUAUAUCUUGGAAAAAGACAAGGUGAAGCUUUUGGUCCGACUUUUACAACCGGUGAUACAGUCGGUGGCGGUAUAAACUAUGAUUCGCAGGAGUUCUUUUUCACGGUAAAUGGAACUCUCGUAGGGACUGUCUCCAAGUACAUCAAGGGUCCUCUAUUUCCUACUGUAGCUGUGCAUAGCCAAAAUGAGGAGGUUACUGUCAAAUUUGGGCAAGAGAAGUUUGCUUUUGAUUUUAAGGGAUAUGAAGCAUCGGAGAGGAAUAAGCAACAAAUAGAAUUUGAUAUGAUGUCCAUACCUCCAAACAUUUGUCAUGGGCUUGUGAAGAACUACUUGCUUCACUACGGGUACGAAGAUACUCUUCAUGCUUUUGACUUGGCUACUAAAAGCAUAGUUUGUCCUAUCAAUGGAGGUGUAGAAGAUAAUAUUGAUGUGCAAGAUACAUCGUAUGCAUUGCAUGAAAGGAAAAUUUUUAGACAGCUUAUAGGGAAGGGUGACAUUGAUGCUGCUCUUGCUAAACUCCGGGAUUGCUAUCCCCAACUUGUACAGAAUGAUAAAUCAGAAGUAUGCUUCCUACUUCACUGUCAAAAGUUCAUUGAAUUAGUACGGAUUGGAGCACUAGAAGAAGCUGUGAAAUAUGGAAGAGUGGAGUUAGCAAAAUUCAUUGGUUUAACUGCAUUCAAAGACAUUAUAGAGGACUGCUUUGCCCUGCUUGUAUACGAACGCCCUCAAGAAUCGACUGUAGGAUAUUUCCUAGCAGAGUCCCAAAGAGAAGUAGUGGCAGACGCAGUGAAUGCGGCAAUUUUAUCUACAAGUCCAAACACCAAAGAUCAGUCGUCGCAUUCUCGUCUGGAGACACUUCUCCGACAACUCACGGCUGGCGGUCUGGAAAUGCGGUCACUUAACGAUGGUCAAGGAGAAGUGUUCUCGCUUCACCAGCUUCUUAUGAACAACAGCAAUCGGAAGAGGACAAAAAAAACUGGUUAGCUUUAGCUGUCCAUCUUUGUACUUGACGGUGGUCGAGUCUGAACUGUUUCUUACGGUCAGAUGAAGUAGGCAGGCUAAAAUAAGCGGUCAACGUAGAUGGUUGAGAUCGGGUUAAGUUUGAACCUGUAGCCGUUGGAUUUUUUCGAUGUAAGACUUGAAGAACUAAAAAUUGUAAAAUUUAUUUAUUUAUCUAAAUUAAGCUCGAGAUCAUUUUAUAAA
This is a messenger RNA of Camelina sativa (false flax), 1670 nucleotides long. Its product is annotated as ran-binding protein M homolog. NCBI's taxonomy places the organism in Eukaryota, Viridiplantae, Streptophyta, Magnoliopsida, Brassicales, Brassicaceae. The record is from RefSeq and is a predicted model, not a curated record. Gene Ontology annotation, molecular function: protein binding.